Capra hircus (goat) is the source of this 2190-nucleotide messenger RNA. RefSeq names its product RNA pseudouridylate synthase domain containing 1 (gene RPUSD1). Gene Ontology annotation, biological process: pseudouridine synthesis. The transcript has 5 exons. Gene Ontology annotation, molecular function: RNA binding; pseudouridine synthase activity. The coding region runs from base 506 to 1432 and encodes 308 amino acids. NCBI's taxonomy places the organism in Eukaryota, Metazoa, Chordata, Mammalia, Artiodactyla, Bovidae. The record is from RefSeq and is a predicted model, not a curated record.
GAGUGGGCAGGGGCGCGGGAAGGAUUUGCAGCGGGAGUCCACCGGGCACCCCUCCGCCGGUGUCCAUGAGACGCGAGAGGCGAGAGUUCCGCGGAGGGGAGCCAGAGCAGGGGGAGUCUGCGUGGGCGAGAGAGGGCCCCGUCUCCUGCUCUGUACCCGCCCCACUCAGGAAAAGGCCACUAUCACGUGUCUGAGGCCCGCCUCGGCAAGAAUCCGUGGGAGCGGGCUGGAGGGCAGGACUGCUUAUCCCCCCAGGCCCGGGUCUGGGCAGGACCGGCCCACAGCCAGAACUCAGGGCACCACUAGCUUGCCUGCUCCUAGCCAGACCCCCCAACCAGUAGACGCCCUGCUCAUCCCACUCAGAGGUUGGGAGUGCAGGCACACAGUCGGUCUACAAGCUUGCCUGACAGCGUCAGUGGCUUCAGACCGACGGGGAGCAGGGGUGUGAUGCGGGCUGGGCAGCCCAUAACCCCGCUCCACGCACUUGCCCCGCAUUGCAGCCACCAUGGAGCCAGGCAGCAUGGAGAACCUGUGUGUCCUGUACCGGAGCCGUGACUUCCUGGUGGUGAACAAGCACUGGGACGUACGCAUCGACAGCAAAGCCUGGCGGGAGACGCUGACCCUCCAGAAGCAGCUGCGGCACCGCUUCCCGGAGCUGGCCGACCCCGACACCUACUAUGGGUUCAGGUUCUGCCACCAACUGGACUUCUCCACCAGCGGGGCACUCUGUGUGGCUCUGAAUAAGGCGGCCGCAGGCAGUGCAUACAGGUGCUUCAAGGACCGGCGAGUCACCAAGGCUUAUCUGGCUCUGGUGCGGGGGCAUGUCCAGGAGAGCCGGAUGACCAUCAGCUACGCCAUCGGCAAGAACAGCACAGAAGGCCGAACCCACACCAUGUGCAUUGAAGGCACACAGGGUUGUGAGAACCCAAAACCAAGCCUCACAGAGCUGGUGGUCCUGGAACACGGGCUGUAUGCAGGUGACCCAGUCUCCAAAGUGCUGCUGCAGCCCCUCACAGGCCGGACGCACCAGCUGCGCGUGCACUGCAGUGCCCGUGGCCACCCCAUCGUGGGGGACCUGACCUACGGCCAGGCCUUGGGCCAGGAGGACCAGCCAUUCCGUAUGAUGCUGCACGCCUUCUACCUGCGCAUCCCCACAAGCGCCGAGUGCGUGGAGGCCUGCACGCCCGACCCCUUCGUGCCCGCCCUCGACGCCUGCUGGAGCCCUCAUACCCUGCUGCAGCCACUGGACGAGCUCGUCCAGGUCCUGCGGGCUGCCCCAGACCCUGACCUCUCAGAAGGAGGCCCCGGGCCCUGCAGCCCCUGCACGCCCCUACCUGGGCCAGGCCGGCCCCCCCCACCCCCCGAGACAGAGGUGCAGCGGGCCUCCUGCCUGCAGUGGCUGUCGGAGUGGACGCUGGAGCCAGACAACUGAGAGCAUCAUGCUAGGACGGGAACAGCAGGCUGGGACCCUGCAGGGCCGGCUGCUGGUCAGAGCCCUGGACAGUCCGUGCUACGGCCAGGCCUAGAGCUGGGCAGCUGUGAUCACAGAGGACAGGACUCUUGGGCUGUAAGACCCACGCUGGCCUCCAUCCCCACACUGCUCUCCAAAUGGCCUCAACAGCGCCUCCCUGGUUCUAGAGCCUCAGCUCCAGGGACUGACUUGUAGACAUGAUUGGGGUCAACGUGCAAGAGGCAGAGCCAGGACCUGGGCCAGCCUCAGGUGGGCUCCUUCUGGCCCCCUCGCCCACCCCCCAGAGCACUCUGCUGCAUACUGCUCUGCCUGGACCUCCGUGCCCGCAGGGUCCUCCGUCUGCAGACCUUGACACCCUGACCCCCGCCCCCUGCGCCAGGCUGGUCCUACCUUGUGCCUUCGCUUUUGCCAGAUUCUGGCCCCCCCACUCACAUACUGAGCGUCUCGCGUGGAAGUGGGUGUGGGCCACACACGUGCCAUCAGCCCCCCAACCCCAACCACGUGUCAUUCCUGCAGGCCUGCCCUGAGCGUUGCCCCAUGGGGUCUUCCAGGCCCCUAGUUGCAGCCGCUGCCUCCACCGCCUGCCUGACAGUCCCCAGGCAGGACCUCCGCCUGGAGCCAGGGGAGCCAGGCAGUCCGUCCAUCCCAACAACACGGCCCAGCUGCAGGCCCAGCUGGGCUCUGAAGAUGGAGAAUAAAUGCUCAGCGACAGCCUGCAA